Molecule: messenger RNA, 925 nt
Organism: Ciona intestinalis (vase tunicate)
Lineage: Eukaryota; Metazoa; Chordata; Ascidiacea; Phlebobranchia; Cionidae
Source: RefSeq, a predicted model, not a curated record
UGAACUCAUCGAGUAAAUAUGUGUGUAGUUCCCUAGAUGUUUACAUUGAUUUUAUUUGGUUGAUAUCCAAUAUGACUGCUGUGUUAAACACUUUGUACAGUAUUAGGCACACAAUAAGUUAAACAUGGAUGAUAAAAUAAACAUUGAGGAAAUGUUGUAUACUGUAUCAUUGAACAGUGGAUCAUCUAGUGAGGGAGAGGAAAAUGUGCUGUUUGAGCAACAAGACGUACAACCUACUAGAAAUAUGAGAAACCAAGACAAAGAUGACAGUCCUGAUGAAGUCGCUGAAAAGGCGAGAGUAAUUGGUGAAAUUCUUCAGUUGCAAAACACCCUUGAAGAUCUAUCCCAACGUGUUGAUUCAGUAAAGGAAGAAAAUAUUAAACUCAAGUCAGAAAAUGAAGUUUUAGGAAAAUACAUUGAUAACUUAAUGUCAAGCUCUUCAGUGUUUCAACAAUCAAGCACAAAAUCUAAAGGGCGGACAAAAUAAUUGCUUUAAAAAAAUAUUUCAUUUGUUGUUGUUUUUAAAUGUAGUGGUUAGUGUUAAGCCAUGUUUAUCAUUCUAUACCACUCUCUUAUACUGUACCAAAAAUUGUAAUCACUUUAUUUCUUAAUAUGGUGUAGAUAAUUUGUACUGUAAAAUUAUCUAGUCCAAACUGCACAGACUUGCUUUUGUUGCCAUGCACAAUGUGUACUUGAUUUUAUUCUUGUGAUUAACAAAUGCAAUGACAUGAAGAAAAAAAAUUUCAUCUUGUGGUUAUCUUUAGAUAUGUGGUUUCUGUUUCAAUUCAUAGUAUAUUUUUUAGCAAAGCACACUUAAAACUGUACGUUGUAAUCACUUAUAAUUGAUAUUGCCAAAUCAUUUAGCAUGUUGUUUUGUCUUGAAAUUUUAUUUUACUUAUGAAGCAUAAUAUAUAUAAUACAAAAA